Molecule: messenger RNA, 3603 nt
Organism: Staurois parvus
Lineage: Eukaryota; Metazoa; Chordata; Amphibia; Anura; Ranidae
Source: the annotation of a GenBank genome assembly
CACCAGAGGAGUCACACAGGUGAGCGGCCCUAUUCCUGUUCAGAGUGCGGGAAAUGUUUCACUCAUAUAGGAAACCUCCUCACACACCAGAAAACUCACACGGGUGAACGUCCUUAUUCAUGCCUAGAGUGUGGGAAAUGUUUCAGUCAGAAAGCAAGCCUUGUAAGACACCAUAGAGGUCACACGGGUGAGCGCCCCUAUUUGUGCUCAGAUUGCGGAAAGUGUUUCACCGAGAAAAAAGUACUUCUUAUACACCAAAGAAUUCAUACAGGGGAGCGUCCAUAUUCAUGUUCAGAGUGCGGGAAGUGUUUCACUGAGAAAAAAGUACUUAUUAUACACCAAAGAAUUCAUACAGGGGAGCGUCCAUAUUCAUGUUCAGAGUGUGGGAAAUCAUUCGCCGAGCCCAGCACACUUUACAGACACCAGAGAAUUCACACAGGCGAGCGUCCUCAUUCAUGUUCGGAGUGCGGGAAAAGAUUCUUCGAAAAAGGAAAACUUCUUACGCACCAAAGAAUUCACACAGGUGAACGCCCCUAUUUAUGUUCAGAGUGUGGGAAGUGUUUCACUGAGAAACAGUUGCUUCAAAAACACCAAAGAAUUCACACGGGUGAGCGUCCUUAUUCAUGUUCAGAGUGUGGAAAAUGUUUCGCUGUGAAAAAAUCACUUCUGACACACCAGAGAAUUCAUACUGGUGUGCGUCCUUAUUCCUGUUUAGUAUGCGGGAAAUGUUUCAACGUGAAAGACGGGCUUGUUAGACAUCAGAGGAUUCACACAGGUGAGCGCCCCUAUCCAUGUUCAGAGUGCGGGAAGUGUUUCGUUGAAAAGGGAAGCCUUCUUAGACAUCAGGGAAGUCACACAGGUGAGCGCCCUUAUUCAUGUUCGGAGUGCGGGAAAUGUUUCAGUGAGAAAGCAAGCCUUAUUAAACACCAGAGAAUUCACACUGGCGAGCGGCCUUUUAGGUGUUCAGAGUGUGACCAGAGAGUUCACACGGGUGAGCGCCCUUUUUCGUGUUCAGAGUGCGGGAAAUGUUUCACUCAGAAAACAAGCCUUCUUAAUCACCUGAGGAUCCACACGGGCGAGCGUCCUUAUUUAUGUUCAGAGUGCGGGAAAUGUUUUGUUCGGCUAAAACAACUUCAGAAGCAUCAGAAACUUCACACAGGGGAGAGUCCCUAUUCCUGCUCAGAGUGCGGGAAACGUUUCAGUCAGAAAGAAGGGCUUCUUAUACACCAGAAAAUUCACACAGGGGACAGGCCUUAUCCGUGCUCGGAGUGCGAGAAAAGUUUCAUUCAGAAGGGAGACCUUAUUACCCACCAGAGAAUCCACACGGGCGUGCGUCCUUUUUCGUGUUCAGAGUGCGGGAAAACUUUCACCAUGAAGCAACACUUACUUACACAUGAGAUAAUUCACACGGGGGAGCAUCCUUAUUCAUGCCCAGAGUGCGGGAAACGUUUCAAUCAGAAAUCAAACCUUUAUAGACACCAGAGGAUUCACACGGGCGAGCGUCCCUUUUCGUGUUCGGAGUGCGGGAAACGUUUCAGUCGGAUAGAAGAACUUCAGAAACAUCAGAAAGUUCACACGGGUGAGCGUCCCUAUCAGUGUUCAGAGUGUGGGAAAUGUUUCAGUCAGAGAGAAGGCCUUCUUGUGCACCAGAGAAUUCACACAGGUGACAAGCCUUACUCGUGUUCAGAGUGCGGGAAACGUUUUAUUCUCAAACAAAUCUUACUUACCCACCAGAGAAUUCACACGGGCGAGCGUCCUUAUUCCUGUUCAGAGUGUGGGAAAUGUUUUACUGAGAAAGGAAACCUCCUUACACACCAGAAAAUUCACACGGGUGAGCGUCCUUAUUCAUGCCCAGAGUGCGGGAAAUGUUUUAUUCAGAAAGGAGACCUUCUUACACACCAGAGAAUUCACACGGGUGAGCGUCCUUAUUCAUGCCCAGAGUGCGGGAAAUGCUUUAUUCGAAAAGGAAAACUUCUUGUUCACCAAAGAACUCACACAGGCGAGCGUCCCUAUUCAUGUCCAGAGUGCGGGAAAUGCUUUAUUCAAAAAAGUAAACUUGAUACACAUCAGAAAACUCACACAGGCGAGCGUCCCUUUUCCUGCCUGGAGUGCGGGAAAUGUUUCAGUCAGAAAGUAAACCUUCUUACACACCAGAGAUGUCACACUGGCGAGCGUCCCUUUUCAUGUGCAGAGUGCGGGAAAGGUUUCACUGACAAAAAAGUACUUCAAGUACACCAAAGAAUUCACACCGGGGAACGUCCUUAUCCGUGUGCGGAGUGUGGGGAAUGUUUUAUUCGGGUAGAAAAACUUCAUAAACAUCAGAGAAUUCACAUAGUCGAGAAUCCCUAUUCGUGUUCUGAGUGCGGGAAAUGUUUCGCCAAGAAAGGAGACCUUCGUGCGCACCAGAAAACUCAUACUGCCGGGUGUCCUUAUUCAUGUUCAGAGUGCGGGAAGUGUUUCACUACGAAAGGAAGCCUUCUCACACACUCCAAAAUUCACACUGGUGAGCGACCCUAUUCAUGUUCAGAGUGCGGGAAAUGUUUCACUGCAAAAGGUAGCCUUCUUACACACCAGAGAAUUCACACGGGCGAGCGCCCUUUUUUAUGCCCAAAGUGCGGAAAAUGUUUUAGUCAGAGGUCCAGCCUUCUUAGACACCAGAGAACACACACACACGAGCGUCCCUAUUCAUGUUCAGAGUGUGGGAAAGCUUUCACUAAGAAGGCGCACCUUCUUACACACCAGAGAACUCACACGGGUGAGCGUCCUUUCUCCUGCUCGGAGUGCGGGAAAUGUUUCAGUCAGAAAGCAAGCCUUCUGGGUCAUUUGAGAAUUCACACAGGCGAGCGACCUUUUUUAUGCCCAGAGUGCAGGAAAUGUUUUGCCCGGAUAGAAGAACUUCACAAACAUGAGAAGGUUCACACGGGUGAGCGCCCCUAUAGGUGUUCAGAGUGUGGGAAAUGUUUCAGUCAGAAAGAAGGACUUACCAUUCAUCAGAAAAUUCACACGGGGGACAGGCCUUAUUCAUGCUCAGAGUGUGGGAAAUGUUUCAUUCUCAAACAACACUUACUUAUUCACCAGAGAAUUCACACGGGUGAACGUCCUUAUUCAUGUUCAGAGUGUGGGAAAUGCUUCACGCAGAAAGGAGACCUUCGUAUACACCAGAGAAUUCACACAGGUGAAAGGCCUUAUUCAUGCUCAGAGUGUGGGAAAUGUUUUACAGAUAAGAAGGUUCUUCUUGCACACCAGAAGUAUCACACAGGAGAGCGUCCUUUCUCGUGCUCGGAGUGUGGAAAGUCAUACAUUGUUAAAAGUGAACUUAUUAGACACCAGAGAACUCACACGGGUGAGCGUCCUUUCUCAUGUUCAGAGUGCGGGAAAUCUUUUACUCAGAAGGGAACCCUUCAUAAACACCAGAUAAUUCACACGCGCGCGAGCGCCCUUUCACAUGUUCAGAGUGCGGGAAAUCUUUCAUUGAGAAAGGAAAAACUUAUUAUACACCAGAGAAGUCACACAGGUGAGCUUCCGUUUUCCUGUUCAGAGUGCGGGAAGGGUUUUAUUGCAAAUGCAAAACUUCUUAGACACCAGAGAAACUCACAAUGCUAA